Molecule: messenger RNA, 1881 nt
Organism: Chelmon rostratus (copperband butterflyfish)
Lineage: Eukaryota; Metazoa; Chordata; Actinopteri; Chaetodontiformes; Chaetodontidae
Product: embryonic polyadenylate-binding protein A-like
Exons: 14
Coding region: 1-1881 (626 amino acids)
Cellular component (GO): ribonucleoprotein complex
Molecular function (GO): RNA binding
Source: RefSeq, a predicted model, not a curated record
AUGAACAGCAGUGGACCAGCGUAUCCCCUUGCAUCUUUGUAUGUGGGAGACCUGCAUCCUGAUGUUACGGAGGCCAUGCUCUUUCAGAAAUUCUCUCCUGCUGGACCCAUCAUGUCAAUCCGUGUGUGCCGGGACAUCAUCACCCGCAGAUCUCUGGGAUAUGCCUACAUUAACUUCCAGCAACCAGCUGAUGCGGAGUGCGCCCUCGAUACAAUGAACUACGACGUUAUCAAGGGCCGGCCUAUCCGAAUAAUGUGGUCUCAGCGAGACCCGGGACUCAGGAAGUCUGGUGUGGGAAACAUCUUUAUCAAGAACAUGGAUGAGUCUAUUGACAACAAGGCACUGUAUGACACCUUCUCAGCCUUUGGCAAUAUUUUGUCCUGCAAGGUUGUUUGUGAUGAGAAAGGAUCCAAAGGCUAUGGCUUCGUACACUUUGAGACUCAUGAGGCUGCAAACCGGGCUAUUGAGACCAUGAAUGGGAUGCUGCUGAAUGAUAGGAAAGUCUUUGUCGGCCACUUCAAGUCCCGCAAGGACAGAGAGGUGGAGCUUGGCACCAAAGCUAUGAAGUUCACCAAUGUCUACAUCAAAAACUUUGGUGAAGACUACACUGACGAGAAACUCAAGGAACUCUUUUCUGCAUUUGGGAGGACUCUCAGUGUGCGGGUGAUGAAGGACGAGAGGGGCCGUUCACGAGGAUUCGGCUUUGUAAACUAUGCUAACCACGAGGAUGCUCAGAAGGCAGUUGAUGAAAUGAAUGGAAAGGAGAUCAGUGGGAAAAUCAUCUAUGUAGGUCGGGCUCAGAAGCGGCUGGAGCGCCAAGGAGAGCUCAAGCGCAAGUUUGACCAGAUCAAACAGGACCGAAUCCAACGCUAUCAGGGGGUGAAUCUGUACGUGAAGAACCUGGACGACAGCAUAAAUGACGAGAGACUCCGGAAGGAGUUUGCCCCUUAUGGCACCAUCACCAGUGCCAAGAUCAUGACAGAUGGCUCCCAAAGCAAGGGCUUUGGCUUCGUCUGCUUCUCUUCUCCCGAGGAGGCGACAAAGGCAGUAACUGAAAUGAACGGGAGGAUUGUAGCAACCAAACCGCUGUACGUGGCUCUGGCUCAGCGGCGGGAGGAACGUAAAGCCAUCCUCACUAAUAAAUACAUGCAGAGGCUGGCUACCUUGAGGACCAUGACCAGUCCGAUCAUUGACUCGUACCAGCAGGCUGGAUACUACAUGACUGUACCACAGCCUCCCACUCGCUCCUUCUACAACCACAACGCUGUCAGCAGCAUGCGACCAGUACCACGCUGGACAGGACAACCACCCAGACUUCAGGGCCCCUACACAACCCAGUUUGUCGGUAGUUCUGGUCCCCGACGUGGAUCCACCCCCAUCGCUACAGUCAGACAGGCCUCCACCCAGGCGCCGCGCAUCGUCAGCUCCACACAAAAGACAAAUAACAUUGGGACCCAGACUGUAGGAGGGCGUACUGACAUGCCUGCAGUGACCAGAAGCAGCCAGUACAAGUACUCGUCUGCAGUGAGAAAUGCCCAGCAGGUCAUUGCUGUACCUGCAGCCAUGACAAGACUACAGGUCGUUCCUGCACCUGUGAUGGAGCCACCGCUGCACAGCCAAGGCCAGGAGCCGCUCACCGCCUCGAUGUUGGCUGCAGCUCCGCUCAUGGAUCAGAAACAGCUUCUAGGGGAGCGAUUGUACCCACUGAUCCAUGCCCUUCACCCAAACUUGGCUGGAAAAAUCACUGGGAUGCUGCUGGAGAUCGACAACUCGGAGCUUCUGCACAUGCUGGAGUCGUCCGAGUCGCUGCACUCUAAGGUGGACGAGGCAAUUGCUGUCCUGCAGGCUCACCAGGUGAAGGAAUGCUCUCCUAAGAAGUAA